UGUCAACUGAAGCAGACUCCACAAACUGAACCGGUCGUUGUGACAGAAACAUGGCGGCCUUCAGUAAAUAUGUGACUGCGAAGAACUCCUCGAUAGCAGGUGGCGUUUUACUGGUUUUAUACCUGCUGAAGCACCGACGACGGACGGCCCGGCAGGACGGUAGAAAAGGAGGCUCAGAUCUAGCGCUGAACACUGAGAAAGAUGGAAGCAGAAAAGACAGAGCAGUGGUGGACAAGGUUUUCUUCCUCCGAAUCCUCCGGAUUCUGCGGAUCAUGGUUCCUCAACUCUUCUGCAAGGAGACCGGAUACCUUAUCCUUAUCGCCGCCAUGUUGGUGGCCAGGACCUACUGUGACGUGUGGAUGAUCCAGAACGGCACCAUGAUUGAAAGUGGUAUAAUAAGCAGAGACAUGAGUCUGUUCAAGAAGCACUUUUAUUCCUACAUAUCAGUCAUACCAGGGAUUGCCUUGGUGAACAACUUCCUGAAGUUGGGCCUGAACGAGUUGAAGCUGAGGUUUCGAGAGAGGCUCACAAAGAGUUUAUACGACCAGUACCUGCAAGGUUUCACCUUCUACAAAAUGGGGAACCUGGACAACCGGAUAGCCAACGCAGACCAGCUGCUGACACAGGAUGUGGAGAAGUUCUGCAACAGUGUGGUGGACCUGUACUCCAACCUCAGCAAGCCUCUGUUGGACAUCGGUCUGUACAUCUUCAAGCUGACAAGUGCCAUCGGUGCUCAGGGCCCAGCCAUCAUGAUGGCCUACCUGCUGAUCUCUGGUCUGUUCCUGACCAGACUGAGGAGGCCAAUAGGAAAGAUGACAGUGACGGAGCAGCGCUACGAGGGAGAGUACCGCUACGUCAACUCCCGCCUCAUCACCAACAGUGAGGAGAUCGCCUUCUACAACGGGAACACGAGGGAGAAACAGACCAUCCACUCCACCUUCAAAAAGCUGGUGGAUCACCUACACAACUUCAUCUUCUUUCGUUUCUCCAUGGGGUUUGUGGACAGUAUAAUAGCCAAGUACCUGGCCACUGUGGUGGGUUACCUGGUGGUCAGCCGGCCAUUCCUAAACCUGUCCCACCCCCGACACCUGCACAGCACACACUCUGAGCUGCUGGAGGACUACUACCAGAGUGGGAGGAUGCUGCUGAGAAUGUCCCAGGCCCUGGGCAGGAUUGUACUGGCUGGUCGAGAGAUGACCCGCCUCUCAGGGUUCACGGCUCGCAUCACUGAACUCAUGAAAGUCCUGAAAGAGCUGAAUGCUGGGAAAUAUGAGCGCACCAUGGUCUCCCAGCAGGAGAAGGAGUUGGACGCUGCAGAGAAACUCGUCCUGGUGCCUGGAAGUGGUCAAAUUAUCAACAGAGACAACAUCAUCAAGUUUGACCACACUCCACUAGCUACACCCAAUGGAGACGUCCUGAUCAGAGACCUCACAUUUGAGGUUCGGUCUGGUACCAAUGUUCUUGUGUGUGGACCAAACGGCUGUGGAAAGAGCUCCCUGUUCAGAGUGCUGGGAGAGCUGUGGCCUCUGUUUGGAGGAAGCCUGACAAAACCUGAGAGAGGGAAGCUCUUCUAUGUCCCACAGAGACCCUACAUGACUCUGGGCUCUCUGAGGGACCAGGUCAUCUACCCCGACACCUAUGAAGAGCAGAGGAGGAAAGGCAUCUCUGAUCAGGUGUUGAAGGAUUACCUGGACAACGUUCAGCUGGGUCACAUCCUGGACAGAGAGGGCAGCUGGGACUCAGUCCAGGACUGGAUGGACGUCCUCAGUGGAGGGGAGAAGCAGAGGAUGGCUAUGGCCAGACUGUUCUACCAUAAACCUCAGUUUGCCAUAUUGGAUGAGUGCACCAGUGCAGUGAGUGUAGACGUGGAGGAUUACAUCUACAGCCACUGCAGGACGGUGGGCAUCACCUUGUUCACAGUGUCCCACAGAAAGUCUCUGUGGAAGCACCACAAGUACUAUCUCCACAUGGACGGCAGAGGAAAAUACGAGUUCAAGCCCAUCACAGAGGAGACAGUGGAGUUCGGCUCCUAACUGCUGAGGAUAUCCCAGAAUGCACUGCUCUGAUGAAACCAGUCCAUUGAUUCUUUGCACUCGAGACAGAAGUUAUAGCUAAACCUAGAGAAUAAUGUUUUUAAUCAUUUGUAACUCUCAGCCUUGUUUCUCUUUUUAUGGAAAGGAUCUAACCAUUAAUUUGUUCAGUGUGAUUAUAAAACAUCUGUAAUUUAUGUUGCCAACAUCUGGGUGUGUUGUACACACUGGAGACGAGUGAGUGAAGUGAACAGCUGGAGUCAGCUCAGCUGUAAUGUAGCUCAGUCUGGCUAGGAGACUGAGGAACCAUGUUCCACAGUAAACUGGAUGGAUGUAUGUACUGUAGUAUAUACUGCAGUAUUACUACAGUAUAUACUCUGUAAGUAUAUACAUGAGGUGAUGGUUCAGAGCAUUAACUGUGAUCACAUGAUCACAUCACAGUGAUCUGUGGGUAAGACUUUGUUCCUCUGUCUGUUCCUUCCUGACUCUUCAUCAAAAAAAAAAAAAAAAUAUAUAUAUAUAUAUAUAUUUUUUUUUUUUUUUUUUUUUUAUAUAUAUAUAUAUGAGUCAUGAAUCAUCACAACCACAAAAUCAGAACGUCAGAAUGGCAGAGACAACAGAAAUCAUUCCUGGUAAAACUGGCUUUAAUUAAAAUUAAAAUGACCAUUAGAUCAUGGUCUUCAUCACAUCAUCAUCAGAUCUUUAUCUCUAGAUAACGUGAUAAUUAAUCAGUAAUAACGAGAUGAAGGACCUAGGAAAUCAACAGCAGCUGCUGGAGCUCCAGGACAAACAGGAAGUGAACAACCUGGUUCAGAGGAGACAGAUGUUAGACCGACCUCUGACCCUCCAGUCGCUGUACGUAAACAUUCCUCCUCUAAUAUGUUUGAUGAGUAUCAAUAACGUUAAUCUGUCAUUGAUCUGUGGUGGGAGCUGACAGGUGGACCUUAGACCUGGUCUCUCUGAUAAACAGUCAUGUGACCAAACCACUGAGGAGGAGCUGAGAGUGGGCGGGGACUGUCAGAGGAAACAGGAAGUGAUGUAAGCUUGCUCCACCUUAGAGACACAGCUCGGUCUAUAUUCACAUGAACUUCACUCUGAUCUGGUUUAAACUACAGUCAUUAACUGAUCAACACUGAUCAAUCAUCAAACACCAUGAAUAAAUAAUGAGCCAGUGAAGAGGGUCAGUCAGUUUAUUCCUCUGCGUUUGUUGUGAUCAGCUCAGGUGAGGAAACUGAAGUGAAAUCUGAUUGGUGGAUUAGCUCAGAUGAAGUAACAUGAUUGGUCCAAACUCAGAAAACAUCAAAGUUUCAUUAUUAUUAUUAAUUAUUAUUAUUUUCAUAUUAUAAUCUGAUAGUUAGCAUUUCCCAUGAAUGAAUUUCUGUUGGAUUUAAUAUAUUUCUGGGUGUUGGAUGAAAAAUUGUUGAUAAUUGUUAAUUUGAUUUAACAGGAGCUCAGUGGCUCUAAAGUGCAAUGAUGGCUUCUCGCAGUACGACAUCAGACCCCCCCUCUGCCAUGACCCCCCUGUCUCUGUCACACUAAUACACUGAAUACACUGUAACUGUAUGUGAGGAUGGAGAGGAGCCUAGCUGUACCAUGGUUUUGUAAUAAUACUGCAUUAAUAAUAAAGUGUAGGAGUAAUGAG
Molecule: messenger RNA, 3672 nt
Organism: Seriola aureovittata
Lineage: Eukaryota; Metazoa; Chordata; Actinopteri; Carangiformes; Carangidae
Gene: abcd3a
Product: ATP-binding cassette, sub-family D (ALD), member 3a
Exons: 23
Coding region: 51-2033 (660 amino acids)
Biological process (GO): peroxisome organization; fatty acid beta-oxidation; very long-chain fatty acid catabolic process
Cellular component (GO): peroxisomal membrane; peroxisome
Molecular function (GO): ATP binding; long-chain fatty acid transmembrane transporter activity; ABC-type transporter activity
Source: RefSeq, a predicted model, not a curated record